AGGGGUUACAGUCAUCAGUCAUCGCGAACCUUCCUUCGCAACCGAUCCGCAUCACUUUGACGAACCCGACACCGAAAUUAAACAGACUGAACUCUACCAAUUGCCCAAAAUGAACUGCCCUUCUCGCAAUGACGAUGCCGAGCUCGAACAUCCCUUUUGGAACCAGCAACCCCAUUACCUGGCUGCGGACUUGACCACCUGCCAGGACCUCAAUGGCAUUGCCAAUUCGCGGACGCACAGGUAUGGAUCCCAGGGCAGCGAGGUCGGCGUCUGCGCACUGAAUCAUCAUCCAGGCGGCGGCAUAAGACUGCAUGAUGCGGACCGGAGACCACAAGUUCCUCCGGAGAAGAACAAUAAUUCUGCGGGGCGGCGGUCUAUUGACCCCGCCCCGCAGAAAUCCCCGGCAGCCGGUGGUGAAGACCGUGCCUGCCGAACUCGGACCUCCGUGGCUCCACUCCUCCGUAGCGCCGCUUUGGCGGUCCCGGGGUGGGUCACCUGGGUUCUCUCCGUCGUCGUUACCUCGUUGAUCAUGUCCACCAUCAUGACAAGACAACAACAUGGUAACGAUAGACAAAUUCAAGUUGAUGCAGCUCUCCAUGUCUCCGCCGUCGCCGAACCCGUCACGCCCCGGGUCUUCAAGAGAGCAUCAACUUGUCCCAAGGGCGGCGUGUCUGACGAGGAGCUUUAUAACACGGCUUUUCACGGUGCCGCCCUUGCCAUCAUCUUCGGCGUCUCCUUCCUCGCCUGCGCUUUUCCUGUCCUCAUGACCCGCUUUCCCAUGAUUCGUCUCCCACCUGUGUUCUUCUUUGCCGUCCGCCACUUUGGUACCGGAGUCUUGAUUGCCACGGCUUUCGUCCAUCUUUUGCCGACCGCUUUCAUCUCGCUCAGCAACCAAUGUCUCGACAGCUUUUGGACGCAGCAGUACCCCGCCAUGCCGGGAGCAAUUGCGCUGGCUGCUAUUUUCAUGGUGACGAUUGUCGAGAUGGUGUUUCACCCCGGAAGACAUGUGCAUCACGGACCUCACGAACAGGAACAGGUUUCGGGUGCACCCGCUCAGUCCAAUACGAACGACGAAUCAAUCGACCCGCUCUCUCGUCUCCCCAGCAACGCUCGCGCCCCUGACGACACCACCAACAACCUCCCCUCCCGACCCAAGGGCGCCCUCCGCGGACGCGCGCACUCCAUCGGCCGCCGGCUCUCCCACGUCUCCCGCCAGGGUCAAGACCCACAAGACCGGGACGCCGUCCUCCCUGCCCUGCCCUCCGAAGACUACUACCUCGACACCACCACCACCACCACCACUACCCCCCAAUUCAACAAGGAAAUCUUCCAAUCCGACCUGACCCUCUCCAGCCCCAGCACGCAACAAGUCGAAUCUCAGCUGCCUCAUGAUGGAUACAUGUACCUGACCGCCGAGAUGAAGCGCCGCAAGGAAACCAUGCAAUGCGUCCUGCUCGAGUGCGGCAUUCUUUUCCAUUCUGUCUUUAUCGGCAUGGCCCUAUCCGUUUCCGUAGGGACGGAUUUUGUCGUUUUGCUUAUUGCCAUUGCUUUCCAUCAAACUUUCGAAGGUCUUGCUUUGGGAUCACGCAUCGCGAGCAUUACGUGGCCGGAGGGGUCGAAGCAGCCGUGGUUCAUGGCUUUGGCGUACGGGUGCACUACCCCUAUCGGACAGGCAAUUGGGUUGGCUACGCAUCGGUUGUAUUCUCCUGAAAGUGAGGUGGGCCUGAUUCUGGUAGGGACGAUGAAUGCUAUUAGUUCGGGACUGUUGGUCUUUGCUAGUCUGGUGGAGCUUUUGAGUGAGGACUUUUUGAGUGAUGAGAGUUGGAGGACGUUGAGAGGGAAGAGGAGAGCGGCGGCGUGUGUGUUGGUGUUUGCGGGGGCGGUGGGCAUGAGUCUGGUGGGGGCUUGGGCUUAGGUGGUCCGGAUCCUAUCUGUGGGUGUAGCAUGGAAAGGGGGGGUGGUGGUGGUGGGAAUGUGUGUUGAUGUUGGUGAUGUCUUUGACCACUCAUGGUUGGCAACGGCUUGUUGCGAACGAAAGGGU
Messenger RNA from Neurospora hispaniola, 2041 nucleotides. Its product is annotated as Zip-domain-containing protein. Gene Ontology annotation, cellular component: plasma membrane. Gene Ontology annotation, molecular function: zinc ion transmembrane transporter activity. The record is from RefSeq and is a predicted model, not a curated record. Gene Ontology annotation, biological process: zinc ion transmembrane transport. NCBI's taxonomy places the organism in Eukaryota, Fungi, Ascomycota, Sordariomycetes, Sordariales, Sordariaceae. The coding region runs from base 110 to 1915 and encodes 601 amino acids. The transcript is spliced from 2 exons.